Cololabis saira (Pacific saury) is the source of this 2858-nucleotide messenger RNA. RefSeq names its product aminopeptidase O (putative) (gene aopep). Gene Ontology annotation, molecular function: metalloaminopeptidase activity; zinc ion binding. Lineage: Eukaryota; Metazoa; Chordata; Actinopteri; Beloniformes; Belonidae. The record is from RefSeq and is a predicted model, not a curated record. Gene Ontology annotation, cellular component: nucleolus. Bases 78 to 2714 code for a protein of 878 amino acids. The transcript is spliced from 18 exons.
GGUUACAGCUCAGUUGUGUUUUCAUUCAAGCCAGUUUAGCCACUCCUCUGCUCAACUUUCAUUUGUAUCUGUGUCACAUGGAGCCCAAAUUAGACCUAAACCCUGACACAGAUGACCUUCCCCUGAGAGCCAAUACUAACCACAUACUCAUAAGACAUUAUGUCCUGGACCUGACCGUUCAUUUUGACAAUACGGUCAUCAAUGGCAGUAUUGUUUUGUUCCUUGAGCCUCUCACCGGAGUUACAACUACGCCAGAGGAUGACGUUGGACCUGGAACUGAUGAUGGUGCUGGAACAGGAAGGAGUCAGUGUUGCUCUAGACAUGAGAAGAAUGAAGACAAGGAGACUGGUGCAAAAGAGGGGGAUACAGAGGCUGCAUGUGGAUCCCAGAGUGUGGUUGACACUGGGAGCUUUCAGUCUUCAGACCUGUGGCAAACCACUAAUGAGGAUGAUUUCACCUUAGUGCUAGACUGCUGUGACCUUGAUGUGUCAAAGGUGGAAGAGGUGGACAUCACCUCUAUGUUGGGCCCCUUACCCGAGGUCGCAUCUGAAAGGGCAGAAGUAGUUUCAGUGAACCCACAAACCACCUUCAUUCAGAAGCUUUUCUCAGUGCCCUCAGCUCAGUGGAGGCUGAAGCACCAGUUAUAUUCCCAGUGCAGCCGUGCCCCUGGUGCUGCUCAAAAUGACAACCUACUACAUUUUCAUAGAGAUCUCUGGAGUUUGCAGGUAAGGAAGAAGGGAGUCACUUCACCUCAGGAAUUUCCUCGUGUUAUCAGGAUCUGCUACAAGACGAGACCUACUGGAGGCUCUGUGAUGUGGACCAAAGACCAGGACAACAGGAUUUGUGUUUACACUGCUGGUUCUCCCAUCAACAAUCGAGCCCUUUUCCCGUGCCAGGAGCCGCCGGUUGCCAUGUCAACAUGGCAGGCAACAGUACGGGCCCCCAGUGAGUGCGUGGUUUUGAUGAGUGGGGAUGAGCAGACUGUUCCAACUGAAGAUGGGGACACAUCAGAUUUCCUAAUCUGGAAUUACUAUGUCACAAUGCCCAUGCCUGCAUCCACCUUCACUUUGGCAGUGGGCCAUUGGCACCAAGUCCCAGCAAAAACUCUUCCCACAUUGGAAAAAGAGGUUGGGGACAGGAAAGAAUGUGGAGAGAUGGCCAAACCCAGGACCAACUGUGAGGAAUGGGCUGAGGCUGAGCCUGUGUCUAGACUUGGAAACUCCUCAAGUAAAGUAGUAAAGGACUCACCACUCCAGACUGGCAGCAAAGACCAGACCACCAGCUCCGACUCUGCAUUCUGUCAUUCUUCCCUUGAGGAUGAAGCGCGCUCUGUAACAGAUUAUUCAAGCAUGGUAGAUGACGGCAGUUCUUGUUCCCAUGGCGACUACCCUUGCCGGUUUACUGAGUGGUCGGCUUGGUCCCAACGGGUGAUUCCACACCGUGUAUUUAGCCCCGUCUGCCUGCAAAAGAAGGCCCAGAUGUCAGUCCUCAAACUGCUGCCUUGCUGUUUGGCUGCAGCUCACACUGUUCUGGGUGUGCACCCCUUUUCCCGUCUGGAUGUUCUUAUUGUUCCAGCCGGUUUCUCCAGCCUGGGCAUGGCUAGCCCCCACAUCAUUUUCCUUUCUCAAAGUGUGUUGAAUGAGAGCGACCUGUCUCUCUGUGGGUCGAGGCUUUGCCACGAGAUAGCCCACUCAUGGUUCGGGCUGGUUAUUGGAGCCAGAGACUGGACGGAAGAAUGGAUCAGCAAGGGUUUUGCUACCUGCCUUGAAGACAUUAUUUGGGCCCAAGCACAACAACUGUCUUUACAGGAGACAACAGAGCAAUCUGAGCUGAAGGCGUUGCUGAGGUGGAGGCGACUUUCUGAUGAGUUGCUGAACUCAAAAGAGGAACUUCAGAUCCUCAGGCCGAACAUGGAAAAGACCGGUCAGGUCAGUGACUCUGGCUCCUCCAUGGUUAAACAUGCCCUUAACCCUGAUAAGCCCUUCAUGCAAGUCCACUACCUCAAGGGCUAUUUCCUUCUCACAUUCUUGGCCAGUCAGGUGGGUGCUGAACAACUCAUUGACUUCUUCAGAGUGUUUGUGAGGAAAUACCAUGGGCAUCUUGUUUUGUCUCAGGAUUUUCUGCAAAUGUUCCUGAUUACCUUUCCCGACAUGGAGAGAAAAAGCCUCACCCUCAGUGCUAUUUACGCUGACUGGCUUGAUCAACCGGGAAUUCCAAAGUGGCUGUAUGAAAGGAGCACCGUGUGGUCACAGACGAGGCUGGUGGAAGAAGUCAAAGCAGAGGUUGUAAAAUGGAUUCUGUUCAGUCAGAGUCACCAGGGCAAGGGCAGAAAGAGGAAGAGAAUAGAAACCAGGGUGAACUUCAAAGAGCUGACGUCGGACCAGCUUGUGAUGCUUUUGGAGCUCCUGCUGGAGGAAUCGGAACUGAGCGUGCCACUGAUGCGUGCUCUGCAGACGGCCUACAAUCUGCAGAGACGAGAUGCUGAGAUUCAACAUCGCUGGUGCGAGCUUGUGGUCAAACAUGCGUAUGCUCAGGCUUAUGGGGACGUUGAACACUUUCUGGUUCACAAUCAGGCCAUGGGUGUGUAUCUGUACGGGGAGCUGAUGGUUCAGGAGGAUCCUGAGCAGCAGAGUCUCGCUCGUCGCUGCCUCUCACUCGUUCACGAGGAAAUGGACCAGUCGGCACGCAGAGUGGUGGAGGAGAUGAUCCUCUGACACCAGAGACUGCAAACAGAGACGACAGGAGUCCGGCACAGAGGCCGCGCGGGGGUCCGGCCUCGCCUCGCCCUUCUCUGGGAUGCUACAGAAGGAGCAGACGACUGGAGCAGCUUAGAGCGGCGCAGCACGAGCGCUACGUAG